AUGAUUCCUAGAAUCUGUUCUGAUCACACACUACUUGUUCUUAAAAGUGGCAGUUGGGAACACAAAAAGUCUUAUUUCAAUUUUGAAGGAUGGUGGCUGGAAACUGUAGGCUUCAAUGAAAAGCUUAAGGAUUGGUGGGCUUCUUUUGAGUUUGUGGGAAGGCUUGAUUGCAUUUUAGCAACCAAGCUAACAGCUCUGAAGGCCAUAUUGAAAGACUGGAGCUCAAGUUCAUAUAGGAACCUAGAAAAGAAUAAAAAUUUGAUAUUGAGCAAAAUUGCAGAUUUUGACAGCAUCCAACAGAGCAGAUCAUUAAUUGAAGAGUGGCAAUCAAGAAAGUUAAUCUUUUUCAUGAAUUUUGAAGAUUAUGCCAAAAAGGAAGAGAUAGCAUGGAGACAAAUAUCAAGAACUUUAUGGAUUAAGAAAGGUGAUAAGAACACAAAGUUCUUUCAGAGAAUUGCUAAUGCUCGCAAGAGGAAUAAUCACAUUGAUAAGUUGAUGGUGGAAGGAAAAGAAAUUGUAGAGUCGAAGGACAUCAAAAGGGAGAUUAAUUCCUUCUAUUAG
Molecule: messenger RNA, 561 nt
Organism: Lycium barbarum (goji berry)
Lineage: Eukaryota; Viridiplantae; Streptophyta; Magnoliopsida; Solanales; Solanaceae
Exons: 1
Coding region: 1-561 (186 amino acids)
Source: RefSeq, a predicted model, not a curated record